Molecule: messenger RNA, 5315 nt
Organism: Dipodomys spectabilis (banner-tailed kangaroo rat)
Lineage: Eukaryota; Metazoa; Chordata; Mammalia; Rodentia; Heteromyidae
Gene: Tmem131l
Product: transmembrane 131 like
Exons: 34
Coding region: 522-5180 (1552 amino acids)
Cellular component (GO): membrane
Source: RefSeq, a predicted model, not a curated record
GAGCCUUCUCAGGAACAGAGGGCAUUGAUGAAGCCACUGACUGCUGUCACCUGAUGCAUGGCAGGCCUGUGCCCCUUCUACCGUUCCAAGCCUUCUUCACCUGCAUGUUUUAGAGUUUCAUACCUUGUAGCUGCCUUUUAGUUUGAGGAAACAGUGGAGAGAAAAGAUAAUCACCACAUUUAUCUAGACAGAUAAACAAGGGUCAAGUCUAGUUACCUCAUACCCUAGUGGAAGGCUCAUUAUGCAAUAUGAGUUAGGAAUUGUACUACUCAUUUGUUUUUCAUAGCUUAGUUAGCCAUGAUACAUGUGUUGUUCUUCAGUUUCAUCCUUUUAGUGCUGUAUUUUUACAAUUUUGAGAGGCUUCACUAAUGAUAUUUGGUCUUAUAUGAGAGGUAUAACCAUAUCAUUAACUGAGUGACUGCUUCUCUCCAUAGUCUGAUCUGAAUUUACUUGCCAUAUUGUAAGGCAUUGGCUGCCAUGACCUUAAUCUGUAUCCAAGAGUCUAUGAAGUGGAAAGCCCUAUGUAUAAGGGUGGAUUUUUUUUUUCUUUUUCUUUUUUUUCCAGGGCUGAGUACCGAACCCAGGGCCUUGUGCUCACCAGCUUCUCAGAGAAACUAUUUAGUGGAAAAGGCUUACAUUUCCAGCCAUCAUUUCUAGAUUUUGGCAUACAGUACCUGGGACACCCUGCAGCUAAGAUUCUCCAUGCAUACAACCCUAGCAGGGAGAGUGAGGUUGUGGUUAACUCAGUGUUUACAGCUGCUAGACAUUUUCAUGUGUCUCCUGUUCAUUGCAGGGUAAUUCCAGCAAUGGGGAAAACUUCCUUCAGAAUUAUUUUUUUCCCUACUGAAGAAGGAAGCAUUGAAAGUUCUUUAUUUAUUAAUACUUCUUCACAUGGAGUUCUUUCCUAUCAUGUAUCUGGUAUUGGCACUCGCAGAAUCUCUACUGAAGGGUCUACAGAGCAGCUGCCAAAUGCUUAUUUUCUGCUUCCACAGGUCCAGAGCAUUCAGCUUUCACAAACACAGGUAGAAACUACUAAUACUAGCCUCCUGCAGGUGCAGCUAGAAUGCAGUUUACAUAAUAAAGUGUGUCAACAGUUAAAGAGUUGUUACCUGGAAUCUGAUGAUGUCUUGCAAUUACAAAUGAGCAUAAUUGUAACAAUGGAAAACUCCUCAAAAGAAUUAGAAAAAAACACACAAGAUUUGCUAGAUCAUCUCUCUAUUGUAUAUGUAGCUACAGAUAAACCUGAGACCUCAGAUGAUUCUGCAGUAAAUAUGUAUGUAUUACAUUCAGGAAACAGCCUUAUAUGGAUACAGGAUGUUCAUCAUUUCUCCCAUAGAAAUGAUCUGUCUCUGCAGUUUGAACCCAUACUACUACCUACUUCCACAACAAACUUUACAAAAAUUGCCUCUUUUACUUGCAAAGCAGCUACAUCAUGUGAUGGUAAAGUUACAGAAGUUGUGAAGAAAAAAAACAUUCCAACACUAAACUCAUGUCUUGCCUCUCCAGUAAUUCAGGGGUAUUUCAGAGUGGAAACUUCUGCAGCCCAGUUUCUCCUACAGGGUCAUGAGAACUCAUCAAGGGGGUGGUCAAUAUGGUACCUCAACUAUUUUGACUAUGGUGUUGUAUUAAAGGAUGUGUUUGUUUCCAGGGAGACCAAACACAUUUUAAAGAUUCUGAAUUUCACUGGCCCUUUAUUUCUACCUCCAGGCUGUUGGAAUAUAUUUUCUUUGAAACUUGCUGUUAAAGACAUUACCAUAAAUCUGUUUACCAAUGUAUUUUUGACAACAAACAUAGGUGCCAUUUUUGCAAUACCUCUGCACAUUUUCUCAGCACCAACCAAGGAAGGGAGUCUGGGUUUUGAAGUGAUAGCACAUUGUGGCAUGCAUUAUUUCAUGGGAAAAUCAAAAGCAGAAAAUCCUAAUUGGGACAAGAGCCUUUCUCUGGACCAGUCUACCUGGAGCAUGGAUUCUGAACUUGCAAGUAAAUUGUAUGAACGAUGGAAGAAAUACAAAAAUGGUGAUGUCUGCAGGAGGAAUGUUUUAGGAGUGGCUCAGUUUGCUCAUUUGAAGAAAUCCAAGGAAUUGGAAUCCUUUGUUUCAUAUUUGCCGCGUUUAGUUGCAGAGCCUGGCCUUGUGAUAAACUUCAGCGCAACUGCCCUCAAGAGCAGUGUGGUGAAGUACUUCAUGGUGAGGAACCCAUCUUCUCUGCCAGUCUCCUUGCAGCUCCUACCUCUUUCCUUGUACCCAAAGCCCGAAGCUGCAGUGCGCCUGCUGCACAAAUGGUUUGGCACCGAUAUGCAGAUGGUUAAUUUCACAACUGGUGAAUUCCAGCUUACCAAAGCUUGCCCUUACCGGGCUGUGCAUUCUGAGGAAUCUAGGUUUGGCACCCUCCACUUGAAUUUGCAGCCUUUGGAAAUAAAAAGGAUUGGUGUAGUUUUCACACCAGCUGAUUAUGGAAAAGUUACCUCACUCAUACUAAUCCGGAAUAAUUUGACUGGUAUUGACAUGAUUGGUGUGGAAGGGCUUGGAGCAAGAGAGUUACUGAAAGUAGGCGGAAGACUUCCUGGCACAGGAGGUUCACUUCGAUUUAAGGUGCCCGAGUCUACGCUGAUGGACUGCCGUCGACUAGAACUGAAAGACAGCAAGCAGAUUUUAUCUAUUACAAAGAACUUUAAAGUGGAGAACAUUGGCCCUCUUCCUAUCACUGUGUCAUCAUUGAAAAUCAGUGGAUAUAAUUGCCAGGGCUAUGGAUUUGAAGUGCUAGACUGUCAUCAGUUUUCCUUGAGUCCAAAUACAUCCCGUGACAUUAGCAUUGUGUUUACUCCAGACUUUACCUCUUCCUGGGUCAUCCGUGAGCUGACACUGGUCACUGCAGCCAACCUGGAAUUCCACUUCACUCUCAACGUGACCCUACCCCAUCACCUGUUGCCCCUAUGUGCAGAUGUGGUUCCAGGGCCCAGCUGGGAGGAGUCCUUUUGGAGGCUUACAGUCUUCUUUGUCAGUUUGUCUCUGUUGGGCGUGAUUUUAAUAGCCUUCCAGCAAGCACAGUACAUUCUUAUGGAGUUCAUGAAAACAAGACAGAGGCAGCAUGCUAACUCAGCUUCACAGCAGAGCAGCAGUCCAAUGGAUGUAAUCAGCUCCCAUUCCCACAAAAGCAAUUGCAAGAACUUUCUCGACACAUACAGCCCUUCUGACAAAGGCAGAGGGAAAAGCUGCCUUCCUGUGAGCACACCGCAGAACAGGAGCCAGAAUGCAGCCAAGCGGAGCCCUGCCACCUGUGGCCAUUCUCAGAAAAAGCACAAGUGCUCUGUCUAUUACAGCAAACACAAAACCAGUACCACCACAGCCAUUAGUGCCAACACUACUACUGAGGAAAAGCAGACUUUGACCCUGGGCACACCCCUGUCUGCUGCUAAGGAGGACACUUGCACCAAUGUGGGUGAGAACUGGGUCAACCUUAAGUAUGCAAAUGGCAUGAACAUCAGUAUGCAGAAGAAUCUGACUCUGACCAGAAACUUAUUGAAUAAAGAGGAAAGCACACUUAAAGACACAAUUAUUGUCAAUAACACUUCUUCAGAAUGUAGUAUGAAGGAGGGAAUGCAGACAUGUAUGUUUCCUAAGGAAACUGACAUUAAAACAGAGAACGUGGAUGAGUUCAAGGAACAAGAGCUCUGUCCACUAAAAAACUCUAAGAAGCUACUUGAAAAUCCUUUGCCAAGAACCUCACCUCAGUAUCACCAGUCAGACUUGCCAGAAGUUUCCAGGAAACAUAAUGGGACUAACCAGCAAGUGCCUGUCAAGAAUGAAGUAGACACUUGUGAAACUUUGAAAAAACUUGAUACAAAGUCUCCUUCAGAAAAGAAGAUCUACAAAGUACCUAAAGAAGAUGUGUGUUCUGAGAAACAGGAUAUACCUUCAGUUGAGCAAGAAGAUUCUUACAGGAAAAAGAAACUUCAGGAGAAAAGAGAAGGAAAUGUACAAAAUCUAAACUGGAGUAAGAGCCGAACAUGUAGAAAAAACAAGAAAAAGGGCAUUGCUCAGGCCUCAAGGCCUACCGAACAGAGUGAGCUAAAACUUUUAUGCAAUGACUUUGGGAGAUCGGAGCUGAGUGGCGACAUGGAUGUAAGAAGCUGGUGUAUACAGGAAAACGCAGGAGAGGUUUGUAAGGUCGAUACAGAAGUGGCAAACAGCUCAUCAGUGCAGAGAGAGUCAGAGGGUUACUACCAGAAGCCAGAGAAGAAGCCUUCGGACAAGUUUUGCUUGGACUCCAGUUCUGAGAGUGGCAGCUCCUCGGGCAGUGUGCGUGCCAGCCGGGGUAGCUGGGGCAGCUGGAGCAGCAGUGGCAGCUCAGAGGGUGACAGGAAACCUGCCAUGGAUGGGCAGCACUUCCUGCCAUCUGGGGACAGUUUUUCCUCAAGUGACUUUCCUUCUGAGGCUCCCAUCUCCUUGAAACUUUCACAUCACAUCUGUAACCCCACAGAUGUGAGUAAUCUCCUGCCGUAUGCAGACCCUUCCUGUCCCAGCCUCCCUGCCGAGCCUUCAGGUGUUGAAGAAGAUAAAGGUCUUUACUCACCUGGAGACCUAUGGCCCCCCGAGCCAGUGUGUCUGUCUAACAGCUUCAGCUGCCCUGUGGAUAACAUGUCUGGUGUGAUGCAGGAGCCAGUCCAUAACAGCAGUUUCAUUGACUGGAAUGCAACUUGCGAAGGCCAGUUUCCCAAUGUGUACUGCCCGUUGGAACUGAAUGAUUACAAUGCCUUUCCAGAAGAAAACAUGAAUUACACCAAUGGCUUCCCUUGUCCUGCAGAAGCUCAAACUGACUUUAUCGACCACAACUCUCACUCUACCUGGAACACCCCACCCAACAUGCCCACUGCAUGGGGACAUGCCAGCUUCGUCAACUCUCAGCCCUACCUCACCAGUACCCGAAGCUUGUCUCCGAUGUCUGGACUUUUUGGUUCCAUCUGGGCCCCACAAAGUGAUGUGUAUGAAAAUUGCUGCCCCAUUAGUUCCACCACGGAACAUUCAACCCACAUGGAAAACCAGGCUGUCAUGUGUAAGGAGUACUACCCAGGGUUUAACCCAUUUCGUGCCUACAUGAACCUGGACAUAUGGACUUCCACAGCAAAUCGCAACGCGAACUUCCCACUGUCCAGAGACUCCAGCUACUGUGGGAAUGUGUGAAGAGAAUUGGAUUUUUAAACAAUGUGAAUAAAGAGGCUUGUGUUUUGAUUAAGAGUGUAAACUGGUUGUUAAGAUAGAUUACGACAUUGGCAGAUAUUUUGGCACUUUUAUAUGAAAAUAAAUUUUUUAAUGAAA